UUAUAUUAAUUUUACUUUACUUCCUAAUCAAUUAGAUUAUUUUUUAAAUGAAAUGAAAGCAAAACCAAAAAUAUUAGGAAUUAUUGAUAAAUAUAUGAUUAAGAAUGAUCAUUUAGAAAUUAUUAUAAAAUAUGCAAAAAUUCAUAAUAAUAAUUUAAAAGAAUUACAUUGGUUUGGAAAUCUUGAUGAUGAGAUCAUUAAAGAUAAUAUGAAUGAAGCGAAAUCAAUUAUACCUUUAAUAUGUUAUCCAAUAUAUAAUUUUCUAGUAAAAUCAAUUUAUAAUAUCGAUAUAUUUUACUCUCGAUAUACUUUUGAUAUACUUUUCUUUGCCGACAUAACUAUCCGAUAUAACUAUCCGACAUAAUUAUCCGACACAACUAUCCGACAUAACUAACCGACAUAAUUAACCGACAUAACUAGCUGACAUAACUAUAUGACGUUAUACCGUCGCGGUAUUUUCAGUAUUUUCCGAAUUUCCGUUCCGCAGUAAGAUCACCUUUUUUUUUGGUACACAAUACACAAAAUUGAACCUGUUUCGGGAAAUCCGGAAAACUGUACUAAGCCUAUCAUUAUAAAUUGAAUGUAUUUUGCACAUCUUCACAUUCUAUUCUUUACCUUUUUCUUUCCACUUUUUUUUUUU
Messenger RNA from Rhizophagus irregularis DAOM 181602=DAOM 197198, 640 nucleotides. NCBI's taxonomy places the organism in Eukaryota, Fungi, Glomeromycota, Glomeromycetes, Glomerales, Glomeraceae. The record is from RefSeq and is a predicted model, not a curated record.